Hermetia illucens (black soldier fly) is the source of this 2692-nucleotide messenger RNA. RefSeq names its product serine/threonine-protein kinase Nek8. Gene Ontology annotation, biological process: protein phosphorylation. Gene Ontology annotation, molecular function: ATP binding; protein kinase activity. Lineage: Eukaryota; Metazoa; Arthropoda; Insecta; Diptera; Stratiomyidae. The coding region runs from base 152 to 2563 and encodes 803 amino acids. The transcript is spliced from 19 exons. The record is from RefSeq and is a predicted model, not a curated record.
AAAAUUUACCAGAUCAUGCCUAUAUAAACAGUUUCAUUUCAGUGAAAUGUUUCCAAUCGAUGGAGUAGAAAACUUUCCAUCUACAUCAUACAUCGCUCUAUAGAACAGGCAGUUUUGUACCAGCGACGUAUUGCAGGACAUCAAUCCCUCAAUGCGCAUUGCAGUAUCUAUAGCCACCAGCAAGUCACAACAGUCCACUAGUCUCGAAAACUUAUUUUGUAGUGAAAAUUCAACCAUGCAAAAAGCGAAUACUGUUCCACAAUUUCCCCGAUUUAUAGGGAUUCAAAGAUUCAGCAAAAAGGCAGCUCCACGUAAUACAAGUUUGCCUACGAUAUCGUAUGUCCGAAACGCAAGCGAAACUCAAAUUGAUACAAAUGAAGAAUUGAAAUUCGAGAACUAUGAACUCGUAAGAACCGUUGGACAUGGAUCAUUUGGAGUUGCUGUCCUGUAUAGGAGAAAAUCAGAUGAGAAAUAUGUUGUCCUAAAACAGAUAAGUCUAAACGAACUAACAUCUCAAGAGCGUGACUUGGCAAUGAAUGAAGUCGAAGUUUUCUCUAAGCUUCAUCACCCGAAUAUUAUCAAUUACUUGGGAAAUUUCAUCAAAAAUGAUGUCUUGUAUAUUGAAAUGCAAUUCGCUGAUGGCGGAACUUUGGCUCAAAUCAUUGCCAGUCGUGGACCGAAACAUUAUUUCCCGGAAAGGCAGAUCAUUUCAAUUUUCGAACAAAUCACAAGUGCUAUAAAUUAUAUGCAUUCUGAAAAUAUUCUGCACAGAGAUUUGAAAACAGCUAAUGUAUUUCUCUGCAACCGUGGACGAGUGAAGAUUGGUGACUUUGGCAUUUCAAAAAUUAUGAAUACUAAAAUUCUCGCUCAAACAGUUCUUGGAACACCUUAUUACUUCAGUCCAGAAAUGUGUGAAGGGAAAGAGUAUGACCACAAAAGUGACAUCUGGGCUCUUGGAUGCCUAUUGAACGAAAUGUGUUGUCUCAGGAAAACGUUUGCUGCUUCGAAUUUGCCUGAAUUGGUUGGGAGGAUCAUGAGUGGUCAAUAUACCCCAGUUCCUCCUGGUUAUUCUAACGGAUUAAAAACAUUAUUGAGUAUCCUACUGCAGGUAGAGGCUUCGCGCAGACCAUGUGCAAGUGAAAUACUUCAGUACUGGAUUCCACUUAUUUAUCGGAACUUAGGAAGAAAUAAAGGGAAUGCUUACAAUUAUGAUAAUGACGCAUCUGAAGACACUAAUGAAUCGCUGGUGAACACCGCGCAGACAUUUACUCAACAACUCAUGGAAGCCGUGACUGCGAUUCCCAAUAACCCGUUGGAAGCGAGGUCUGUCUUAUAUCAACUCAAGGCCUUCGGUACAGGAUUCUCCCUGACACCGCUACAACUUCCACCCAAAGCUAAGAUUAGGGGUGUUGCCACUAAUGAUUCUCAUUUUAUAGUUGUGAAUGAAGACGGUUCGGUUUAUUCGUGGGGUGAAGGCAGCAAAGGACAGUUAGGACUGAAUUCACUUGAUUCUUGGAAGCACUAUCCAAGCCGCAUUGAAGCUUUGAGGAAGUAUCGUGUUAUUGGAGCGUGUGCAGGUGAUGGAUUUUCAAUUUUUUGGACUGAUUUGGGUGUGGUCUUUAGUUGUGGUGAUAACAGCAGAGGCGCUCUUGGACGUGACGAUCAGAAAAGCAAUCAUAUACCAAAAGUUGUUGAAAGUUUGAAUGACAUCAAAAUUGUGGAAGUAGUUGCAAGUGGAGACCAUGUUCUAGCGCUGGAUAAUAAUGGCCUCCUUUAUUCAUGGGGUACUUGUCCUCAUGGUUCAUUAGGGCUAGGGAAUAGCCGCAAUUCUGAACAAAGCCCAACAUUAGUUCCACUACCGUGCAAUAUAAAUAAGCCAGUAAAAAUUUUCUGCGGACCCGAUGCCUCAGCCCUUUUACAAGAGAAUGGGAACGUCUACGCCUGCGGGAGUAACUCAUUCGGCAAGUUGGGAUUUUCAACAAGGACUUCGAAGAUCGGGUUUUUUAAAAAAAUCAACAUCAACAAGAAAGUUAUAGAUAUCAGCUUGGCUUCGUCUCAUUCAGCGUUCCUUAUUGAUGGAGGCUAUGUGGUAACAAUGGGAAAUAAUGCAGAUGGACAACGAGGAUUAGGUCACUGCAAAGCGGUUAAAGGACCAACUAUAGUAACUGGUAUAAUCCAUAAAACAAUAAAGCAUGUAAGGUGUUGCAAUUCAUACACUGUUGUUACCUCCGAAGAUAAUAUUAUAUCAUUUUGGGGAACUAGAUAUGGAAUUCCUGAUUAUAAUUUCCAACUGGAGAAUGAUUUCAACGAUGGACAGCCCCAACCUAACACGAGUGCGGCGUUCGACGUUGGGAAUAGCACCACCGCUUUUACAAACUUUUUAACAUCAGUUUACAAAUCGGAACUAGUUUCAGACCCAAUUGAUAUCUUAGCAUUGCAUUCAUCAAAGGAACAAUUGUCCAAAGGCUACUAUGUGAGGGUGGGAAAUGUUUAUCCUCUACCACAUAGUAUACUGGUAGCUGUCGAUACUACAACGCCUCUUGUUUCAAGCAACGAACAUUAGUAAGUCCGCGUUUCCAAUUCUUCUUCUGAAUUUGACAUACCAAGUGUGCAAUGCACGAGUGCUGUGAUAAAUGAUUUGUAUUUUUUUUCAAAAUUUGAAGUUGUUUAUUAAAGUGUUUUCAAAAUUUAA